ACAGAAAACAAAGGAAAAGAUAAGGCCCCACCACCUACAUAAAAGGCUUCCUCGAGAUAUUUGGUAGGAUACAUAGUACUUUGUUUUGGUUCAAGCAAGCGAAAGAUCAUCAGCAAAAUGGGUUCUCUAAUGGCAGGAUGGGACUCUCCUGUAUCAGAUCCUAAAGCAGUAAUACGCAAAAGAAACCGAUCACUUACCAAGGAAGAGAUUGAUGCUUACUGGAGAUCAAAGAAGAAAACGGAGGAAGAGCAUCUUAAGGCUAUAUCUAGUCCAUCGGAUAGCUACAGCCAGCUGGAAACUCCAUUUGAGAAGUAUGGAAGACAGUAUAUGAGAUCAAGCUCCAUGCCUUUGCCCAAUACAAAACAGGGUUUCCUGGAUACCGACACAGAAACAAGCCUGGAGAAUAUCAUAAAGAAAAGUGGCUGGUGGACAAGGAGCAACUGGGCAUUCCUGAAUGAACCUCCUGUUCUGGAACGCCCUACCAACAGUUACACAUCACAGUUCCACAUUGCCAGCCUUGCAGCUUCGAAGCUUAACACAAAUGCUGGAAUCAGUACUUAAUCUUUAGCUCCUAAUCCUAUCUUGUGUGGGCGUAUUUGACUACCUAAUCUGUAUACUAAGAACCUUACCCUAUCAUGUGCUGGGGUGUGUGUGUGUGUGUGUGUGUGUGUUUCAGUGUGUCCUGGUCUGGAGUCUGUACAUAGUAGUACUAAAUGUAGAAGUAUAUUUUCAGAGGGAUGAAUCUGUUCCUAGUCUUUUGGCCACUUGAUAUUUCCUAAGCUUUCUGUACUGUAUAGAGAUUUGUAUAACAAGGUUUUCUUCUAGUGAUGAAUUGUUUCUAAAACAAGAAGAAUUAUGCGAAAUCUUGUCUGAUUUCAUUGUUUUUCACUGUAAUGUGCAGUAGGUCGUGCAUCAAUGUAUAAGUAACAAUCAAAGUAAAUAGAACGACUUACAUCUGGCAA
Theobroma umbraticum is the source of this 962-nucleotide messenger RNA. RefSeq names its product DNA polymerase epsilon catalytic subunit A. Lineage: Eukaryota; Viridiplantae; Streptophyta; Magnoliopsida; Malvales; Malvaceae. The record is from RefSeq and is a predicted model, not a curated record.